AUGGCGAGACGAAAGAAUCCACAUCCGCAGCGCGCGGUGAACGUAAAGACGGUGGUUGUGGGUGAUGACGAAGAAGAAGAACCGGUGUUGUGUUUGCAAAUACCACCUGACGAUGAUGAUGAUGAUGUUGUUGUUGUUGUUGAUGACGAUGACGAUGACGAUGAUGAUGAUGAUGAUGAUGAUGAUGAGAUGGACGAACAGACACGAAAAGAAGAAACUACUUUUAGGAAAGGAUCGAAGAGAAAGAGAACGCAACACGAGUGCGGCGUUUGCGAGAAGAGUUUUAGCACAGAUAACGAGAAACCGUACGAGUGUGAUGUGUGCGAGAAGUGUUUUACUACAGCUGGUAAUUUGAAAAAACACAAGCGUAUUCACACGAACGAGAAACCGUACGAGUGCGAAGUGUGCGAGAAGCGUUUUAGUGAAUCUGGUAGUUUGAAAACCCACAUGCGUAUUCACACGAAAGAAAGACCGUACGAGUGUGAUGUUUGUGAUAAAGCUUUUCGUCAAUAUGGUCAUUUGCAAAGCCACAUGCGCACUCAACAUUAG
Bathycoccus prasinos is the source of this 549-nucleotide messenger RNA. RefSeq names its product PREDICTED: similar to Zinc finger protein 271 (Zinc finger protein 7) (HZF7) (Zinc finger protein ZNFphex133) (Epstein-Barr virus-induced zinc finger protein) (ZNF-EB) (CT-ZFP48) (Zinc finger protein. Gene Ontology annotation, biological process: regulation of transcription by RNA polymerase II. The transcript has 2 exons. Gene Ontology annotation, molecular function: RNA polymerase II cis-regulatory region sequence-specific DNA binding; DNA-binding transcription factor activity. NCBI's taxonomy places the organism in Eukaryota, Viridiplantae, Chlorophyta, Mamiellophyceae, Mamiellales, Bathycoccaceae. The record is from RefSeq and is a predicted model, not a curated record. The coding region runs from base 1 to 549 and encodes 182 amino acids.